CAUCCCGCGGGCGCGGUGCGUGCCGUGCGUGGCCGGUGGAGCGGGGCCGCAGCGGCGGGGCCGGGGGCCGGUGCCGGUGCCGCGGCGAUGCUGGAGGAGGCGGGCGAGGUGCUGGAAUCGGUGCUGAAGGCUUCGUGCCUGCCGCUGAGCUUCCUGCUCUUCGUGCCCGCCGUGCUGCUGCUGCUGCUGGGCCCGCCGCCCGCCGCGGAGGCCGCGCACGAGUUCACCGUGUACCGCAUGCAGCAGUACGAGCUGGGCGGGCAGCCCUACGGCACCAGGAGCGCGGUGCUCAACACGGAGGCGCGCACGGUCGAGGCGGACGUGCUGAGCCGCCGCUGCGUCAUGAUGCGCCUGGUGGAUUUCUCCUACGAGCAGUACCAGAAAGCUCUGCGCCAGUCCGCGGGUGCUGUGGUCAUCAUCCUGCCCCGAGCCAUCUCCUCUGUCCCGCAGGAUGUCGUCAGGCAGUUCAUGGAGAUCGAGCCGGAGAUGCUCGCGAUGGAAACCAUCGUGCCAGUCUAUUUUGCAGUGGAAGAUGAAGAGCUGCUGUCAAUCUAUGAGCAAACCCGGGCUGCUUCUGCCUCGCAGGGCUCUGCCUCGGCUGCAGAAGUCCUGCUGCACACAGCAACUGCCAAUGGCUUCCAGAUGGUGACCAGCGGGGCUCAGAGCAAAGCCAUCAACGACUGGCUCAUCCCCAGCGUGGAGGGAAGGCUGACGGGGCUGGGUGGAGAAGACCUGCCCACUGUUGUGAUAGUUGCCCACUAUGAUUCUUUCGGAGUGGCUCCAUGGCUGUCACAUGGGGCUGACUCCAAUGGCAGCGGGAUCUCGGUGCUGCUGGAACUCGCCCGGCUCUUCUCCCGGCUCUACACCUACAGACGUACGCACGCGGGGUACAACUUGCUGUUCUUUGCAUCUGGAGGUGGCAAGUUUAAUUAUCAAGGAACCAAGCGGUGGCUGGAAGACAAUUUGGAUCACACUGAUUCCAGCCUGCUGCAGGACAACGUAGCGUUUGUUCUCUGCCUCGAUACUCUGGGUCGAGGCAACAGCCUCCACCUCCAUGUCUCCAAGCCUCCCAAGGAGGGCACUUUGCAGCAUGCGUUUCUGAGGGAGCUGGAGACGGUUGUUACCAGCCAGUUCCCAGAGGUGAAGUUCUCCAUGGUGCACAAGAAGAUAAACCUGGCUGAGGACAUGCUGGCGUGGGAGCACGAGCGCUUCGCCAUCCGCCGCUUGCCCGCCUUCACCAUCUCCCACCUGGAGAGCCACCGGGACAGCCGGCGCAACAGCAUCAUGGACAGGAGGUCACGAGUAGACACUAAGGCACUAACCAGGAAUACCAGGAUCAUUGCUGAGGCUUUGACAAGGGUCAUCUACAACCUAACAGACAAGGGCGCACCUGCAGACCUGCAGAUCUUCACGGACCAGAUGCAGAUCCAGCAGGAGCAGCUGGAAUCAGUGAUGGACUGGCUGAGCAGUCAGCCCAGGGCUGCGCAGCUCAUCGAUAAAGACAGCACCUUCCUCAACACCUUAGAAUAUUACAUGGGUCGCUACCUGAAGGAUGUCAAACAGCAUCACGUAAAGGCAGACAAAAGGGACCCUGAGUUUGUGUUCUAUGACCAGCUGAAGCAGGUGAUGAAUGCAUACAGGGUCAAGCCAGCAAUCUUUGACCUGCUCCUGGCUGUCUGCAUCGCCGCCUACCUUGGUGUUGCCUAUGUGGCAGUGCAGCACUUUGGUCUCCUUUACAGGAUGAUACAGAGAUUAUCCCUUAAAACCAAGCAGCAGUGAAGCCCCAAGGCACCACCCAGACAGCAGCACUGAGCCAUCGGCCUGGCUUUAGGAAGGUGUGUUGAGCAAUUAGACUGUGCAAUAACUCCCUCCCUUCAAGGAGCUGCACUGGAACUGAUCUCUGCUGUUACUGGCAGGAUGAGUCAAGAUUGGUCAAGCAGGUUCCUUGCAGUAGGGUUUGUGCCAGGGCAGAUUCCCUCCCGUCUCCCGUGGAAGAUGCAUUGUGCUGGGUACUUGGUUUCUCUGGUCCUUGAGCAGUUCACAGCUGCCAUCGCUCUGUACCAACCUCUGGCUUGAUUUUGAAGAGGUGUUCUACAGGUCCAACUGCUGCAGGGCCCUGUUCUAUGCUGUUCCAUGUAUUUAAAUGAACUGGUUGUAUUAAUAACAAGAGCAACCCAGCUCCUGCUGAGCUCUGGUCUGUAAUCCCUUCACUCUCCAUUCCUCAGCUUUCACUUCCAGAUGGGGUCUGGAUUUUGGGGGGGUUCCCAUGUUCAUCUGCAUCUCAGGGUCUCAUUUCAUGUUUUUCAGCUCUUUAUUAGUUUUGGAAACACUGUUCCUGGCCUGCACGUUCCCAAAGUGCUUGUUGCUGUCCUUUCAUGUGCUGCCCCCAGUGUGUAUGGAGGGAGGCAGGUCCCUUUAGCCAUUAAAAAGCAAAACAAACCUCAAAAAGGAGUUUCAUGAAUGUCGUUUUAAACAUGGCUCUUUCUAGAGCAAUACCUAAGAGAGCAUCUCUUGGAACACACACUCUCUAUUACUUUUAUCCUUGAGCAAGGCUAAGUUUAACUUUGCUGCUGCUCCUGGCUGGAGAGCCAAAUGUUGUUCAGAGAUAAGGCUUGGGUGCUCAAGAAUUGUCAUCUGCAGUUGAAGCUCAGAGUCAAAGGCUUCCACCAAGGCAGUGUGGUAACAGCUCUGUCCCUGUCAGGGCUGUAGUAUUAAAGCAGAUCUCAACAGGGAACACUCCUGAUGCAGGGCCUGGAGCCAAUGGCAGCCCUUUAAAUGAAAGGUUGAAAGAGGCAGAGGAGGAGAGCUCAUAAACCUGAGGGGCACAUCACGAUUUAUCCUGUAAUCUGGAUGCCCGUUGUGUAGCUGGCUGCUAGAGAAAGUAGUUUUUACUAUGGUAAAGGGCUUCUGCUUUCGGUCCAAAUGCGUGGGCAUCGAAAUACUCUCCACUCCCAUCAAAUUCCAGCUUUCUCAUAGCUGGAGCAGAGCGAACUCCAUUGCCCCAGUGCUGCUUCCUUUGGGAAGCUGACAGCGAAGCUUGUAAUAAAUAGACCCUGCUAUUCUGCUAGGUUUGGAAAACCCAAGGAAAAAGGUGCUGAGCUAUAGUGCAGUGCAUUGCUCAGUUCUGCCACUGCUGUGAGCCACGAAGGCAGAAACAACCGCUGUUGUGGUGAGAUAAAAGCUCACAACACUGCAGCAGAGCUCUAUGUAGCUGGUUCUUGUUGCCCCUGUUUUUAUGGAGCCUUUUUGAUCAGGAGUUUCCAUGGCAUGUAAGGAAGAAGCAUAGAAAACAUAUGUCCACAUGCACACGAGCGACUGGCAGCGGAUGCUUGUAGCCAGAAACCCCUUGGCUUUGCUCUCUGCCUGGUGUUACCUGCUGCCCUGGUGCUGUCUAAGCCUGCACCUCCAAAAACCUGCUUUUCCAACAGGUUUUAAGCACUGAAGCUGUUCCUUCUGCCCACUCCCACCCUCACAAGCACUAAUGGGGACUGUGUGCGGGUAGCUUGGACUGCUGUAGUCCAUCUCCCAAACAAGAGGCUGCUUUGUUGCUCUGAAGUAAGUGCUACUGCGCAAUAGGGACUCUCUACUCUUGUACUCCGUGUGAAGAGGAAAGGCCCUGAAGCCAAAGCAGAACUGGGUAUCCCACUCCCUGUGCCUGAAGGCAUCACCACGACCUCUCCAGAAUGCUUCAAACCACCCCAAAUUGGGGUGGGGGUGGUUUGAAAUCACCCACCCUCGUGGUGGUCACAGCACAAAGCGGGUUUUCCAUUGAAGAGCCAUUCACUUUUGAUCGAACUGAUCCGAAAUGAUGCGGCUGCUCCUCGGUGUCCCUGCAGGUUGGGCCUUGGGGUGGGGGGGCUCCGGGUUGAUCUGGUUUCGUUUCCAUUUGGAAUUCUUGGAUAGCAAUUCCAUGGUGAUCAUCUGGAAGAGCUGAAGCUCGGGAGCAAAGAGUUGAUGGCUCUGGCAGUGUUGCCUCCAUUGUUUCUCUCUCGUGUGUCCUAAAGAACAAAUGUAUAUUGAGUGACUAUUUAAAAGCUAAUAGAAAAUUCAAUGCAGUUGAUUGACCUAUGAUUAUUUUCCUUUUUUUUUUUUUUUUCCCUGACUAUAAAUGUAAUAAUAUUUAAGUAUUUCCACGUU
Molecule: messenger RNA, 4137 nt
Organism: Pezoporus flaviventris
Lineage: Eukaryota; Metazoa; Chordata; Aves; Psittaciformes; Psittacidae
Gene: NCLN
Product: nicalin
Exons: 16
Coding region: 88-1779 (563 amino acids)
Biological process (GO): regulation of signal transduction
Cellular component (GO): endoplasmic reticulum membrane
Source: RefSeq, a predicted model, not a curated record